AUUUGAAAUCUUCCGAUAUCGAACGUUUUGAGCUAGUUCAAUUACUUUCGAAGUCGAUUGAUCCCUUGAUUAAUCGUUUCAUGGCCUUGCACAAAUGGGAUUAUUUAUCAAGGGGAGCCUCUCCCUCCCUCUCCAAAAAAAGAAAAAAACACGGAAAUUAUAUAUCUUCAAAGUUUGAAGAUGGCAGGGAAUUUGGGGAAGGAGGAUUCCAGUUCGGUUCAGGAUCUUCAAGAUCCAAGUAUCACCGCUCAUGCAUACACGUUCAAACACGCAGGCUCUGGUCAUAAGCGGCGCCGAGGUUCUGUUCAACCAUCAUCAUCUACAGCUGGGAAGAAACCCAAACCGGAGAUCGACAGAGAUUACCGUGAGAGAAAGAAGAAAGAGGUGGAAAAACUGAAGGCAGAGACGGAAGAACUUAAGAAAAGCAAAUCCCACCUUGAUGGACAAGCAUUUGAGCUGAGAAGGGAUCUGAAGGAAACUAGAGAAGAAAAUACCAAACUGAAGAUCGAGCUAGAGCGUCAAAGUGAUUCUAUACAUAAACUAGAGAAGAAGCUGAUUGCCUCAGGUGAAAAGAUUCAUGCCUUAAAAGAGCAACAUGCACAGGAGAUUCUUGUCUUGAAAGCGGAACAUGCACUGCUUAGGUGCGCGUGCAUCUUAUUGGACAUAGACGUGGGAAAAUUGCUUGAGAACGCCAGAGAGAUGAACAACCCCAUGGAGACACCUGCCACUGCUCAGGCCACCAGCUACUUGGGCAACUCUGACCACUUCGCAUCCUAAAUGGCCUAACUCGGCAAGACAUGUAACAGGGGUAAACAUUUUGAACUGCUAAACCCUUAUUUUAUAUUUUCGAGUUUGGAUUCCCUAAGGCCUCAAACUGUACUGAGAGGCAUGAAUAAUUGAAAGAUUAUGUGGUAUUUUAUCGUAUGGGCUGCGCUCAGCCUAUUGGAUAUUCUCUUUAUUACGUAACCUUAUUUUAUAGUGUUUGUUUUAA
Molecule: messenger RNA, 991 nt
Organism: Populus trichocarpa (black cottonwood)
Lineage: Eukaryota; Viridiplantae; Streptophyta; Magnoliopsida; Malpighiales; Salicaceae
Exons: 5
Coding region: 181-777 (198 amino acids)
Source: RefSeq, a predicted model, not a curated record